Spinacia oleracea (spinach) is the source of this 5125-nucleotide messenger RNA. Its product is annotated as ethylene-responsive transcription factor ERF014-like. NCBI's taxonomy places the organism in Eukaryota, Viridiplantae, Streptophyta, Magnoliopsida, Caryophyllales, Amaranthaceae. The transcript has a single exon. Gene Ontology annotation, molecular function: DNA binding; DNA-binding transcription factor activity. Gene Ontology annotation, biological process: regulation of DNA-templated transcription. The record is from RefSeq and is a predicted model, not a curated record. The coding region runs from base 3955 to 4746 and encodes 263 amino acids.
UACAAAAUGUUAGUGUUAUGAAAAAUAAUUGAAUCCCAAUACCCUGCCGCCCAGUGCCCAUGUCAUUGAAGUCAACUUUGGUUGAAUAUGUGUUUAUGUAAACGAUAAGCCAUAACUUCUGGUCUCUACUGUAGGAGUGUAGUCUGUGGAUAAUGGGUUUUUGAUUCCUUUGUACGGAAGACUCUUUCCUAGAAGCAUCCCCGUGAGUUGCUUCUGUAGCAUAUAUCAGAGUAAUUAAUUUGAGUGACAACUAAUAAUCCUACCCAUUAACUUGUGUGUUGAAGUUCCCUCCCCUUCUGAGAAAUGGGGAUAGUCGUUUUCGAUGUAACUUGACAUUGACGUCUUCAUAGUGACACAGGAGAGCAAUACACAUACACAUACACAUACACAUACACAUACACAUACACAUACUGUAAAAAGAUCGAGUGAAGUCCGUAGUAGAUAGAUACAUACAGGUCCCACAAGGAAAAGGAAUAGGAAUAGGUAUAGGAAUAGGAAUAGGAAUAGGAAUAGGAUGAGAUGUGGCGGUUAGAAACGUGGUAGUGGGACAGCCCUCUUUUAAUAGGCUUGACUGGAUUGAUUUUAGACACAGGUACCAUGUAGCCGUACCGUUGGAAAAUAAGAUCAAAACCCAGCUCAACAUAUAUAGUAUUAGUCCCUAAAGUCAAAUCAUAGAAUUAGAGCCAUUUCAUCUCUCUCUCUCUCUCGCUUUCUCAUUUAAGGCUUAGAUAUUCUAUUUUAAUAAUAUUAAAAUAUAAUUUAAAAAGUCCGUACUGAUUGUGUUUGUAAAGUGAUGUACCUUGUUAGUACGCGGUUUUUAGAGACAGAGGAGCAACAGCUGUUGUUGUUCUUCUUCUUUUUCUAUAGUAUCUACUCACUCUUCUACUGGUAUUUGUGUUUUGCGCGUUUCCUUUCUUUUUAUUAUUUGAUUAUCUCCUUGACUCUACUGAGUUUUGUAGAGAUAGUACGGAGUUCUUCGUAUCAUAUCGUUUUUAUUUUUAUAUUUAAUACGGAGUAAAUUACAACUCUCUCUUUGGCAAUUGGCAAUUGCCAAUUGGCACCCUGCAAAUCCAGGAAGCUGCCUUUGAAAGAAUCCUAUGAUCCAAACAUAUCUUCUCUUAUAUUAUCAUUUAUCAGCUAUUUUGUUUUUCCAUCAAUACCACCACGGACUACAUAUCAAUACCUUCAUGUGGGCUGUCAAUCAUUCAUCUCCCUCUCUUUUAUUCUCCACUCUUGCAUUUACCAAUCAACAUUUCCUUUUAAAUAGAUACUUCCCGCUAUAAUUAUUACCCCUCUGUACAUGUGAGACCAAAUGCAUUUUAUGUGAGAGCAAAGUUGUAGUCCCAUUAUCAUUUGUUUGUAAUGGAGCAACCUUUUAGGGGCAGACCAAAAUGUUAUAUAGGGUUAACAAAUAGGGGAAGAGGGAGUACUAUAGCCAUUUAUGUACUCUACUAUGAUUAUUUUGUUAAAUACAUCUCAAUGUAUAUUUUAUUUAUACUCCGUACCAACUUUUAUAAUUUGUGUACGGUUUACAUUUUUAUUUUAUUAAAUAUAUUAAUGGAUAAAUUAUGCAUUGAUAAAGGUGAUUAAAGAACAGUAGUACUAUAUAGUAUACUCCAUGGUACUCCAAUGUGAUUAUCUGAACUAACCUCAUUGGGACAGCUAAACGAGGUACUUAAUGUACUCCCUACUACUACAGUACUUUCGUGUAUUACAUUAGCUUGUGAAAGCAGUGCUUAGUGCAGAGGAAAUCCAGCUACUACUGGCUUUUGCUUUAAUCAAAGUUACAGUGUUGUACUUGUUGAGUUGUUGUGGGUUUGAAAAUGCUUCAAUUCUCUUUCCUCCGCAACUUCUUCUAUGCUAAUUGCAAUUUAGCCGAUGUGUCUACUGUAUUAACCCUAAUGCCCUAUACAAAAACUUACAAACGAAUGUCUUAUAUAUAAAUCACAUUCUUGUCAAAUACAAAUAUUUCCACGUUAUGAUCAAUAUUAUGUUUAAUUAAUUAUUCUCCAUUGUCAAAUAAAAUAAUUAUACCUUCUAAUCAAUUAACUAUAUUUUUUAAUCAGAUAGUUAUACACUUUGUGAUCAUAUAGUAAUGUUUUCUAAUACGGACAUCAAUUGUCUUAUGCGUAUAAGGUUUCGUCGAAGAACUACCCAGUAGUCCAGUACCCUAAGGUUUAAGCUUGAUGGAAAGAAAAAGGGGGGCAUCUUGUGCAUUUUUAAACUAUGUUAAUUAUUAAUUGCUAAUUAUUCAAUUCUUCAGUAGCUUGUAUGUGUCGCCAUUUUCGCCAUUUUCUUGCAGCACUGCAAUUUACCUUUAACUAGUCCUCAACCUACCAUGGUGUGACACUUCAGCGCUGUUUUUUAAUUCAUAGUCAGUUAUCAGUUGGUACGGAUUACGGAGUGGUAGUGAUAUAGAACGGCUAUAGUGUUUUGAGAUUUUGUGGAGGAGUAUGUCUUUCUGCUAUAGAGGACAGGUAGAGAGCUUCAUUAUGGCAGGCUAUUACAGAGUACUCCGUAAUGGAUACUCGUAUUCUAUAGUCUAAUUAUGAAAUUGAUAUGUGUGCCUCGAAUCCUCCAUGAAGGAUGUUAGGUUGUUACAGUGGAAUAUUUGACUUCAAAUGGACAUAUCUCAUGAUCUACUCAUUAAAUUGAGUUGAUUUAUGUUAGAGGUGAAAACUUGGCUCAAUAGUUUUCCAACGUAUGGUCAUAAGCUCAUUUUGGAUGAGAAAUGAGGGAGUUAUGACUAUUUUACGAGAAACUGUCAUACAGUAGGGGAGGUUUGGCCGAACCUGCUGGAAGUUCGGCCGAACCUUUGAUGGUUCGACCAUAGACAGUAGCUUGGAAAUUUUGGAUGUCCGGCCGAUCUUUGGGUAGGUUCGGCCAAACCUGACCUUGGUUCAACCGAACUUGUUAUAGGUAUGGCCGAACCCUACAGGUGAACUCUUUUCUUCUCCGCAAGCUUCAAUCGAGUAUUCCUUAUCGGAGGGAGUAUAUGAUACUCCCUCCGUCCCGGAAUACUUGACCUGUUUUCCUUAUCGGGCCGUCCCUUAAUACUUGACAUGUUUCUAAAAAUGGAUAUAUUCUAACAAUACUAUAUUAUUUCUCACUCUACUCCUAUUUAUCCACCUACCCCCUACUCCAUACAAAAAAUAAUUAAAAAUUCAACCCCUACUCUCCCCCAACCCCACCUCUUAAACCACCUCCCACUAACUAUAUUAAAAUAAUACCCCACUAUCAACUACUACCUAUUAAAUUAAAUAAGUCAAUUCAAGUCCUUUAAACUCUGUGCCGGUCAAACCGGGUCGAGUAUUUCGGUACGGAGGGAGUAACUUUUAUUUUCAUAUACUAGAAAUAAAAUAGGGUCAAAAUGAAUUAUGUGAGAAGUGCAAAAAGUCAAAUCGAUGCGCGUAUUCCGGGACGGAGGGAGUAUGUAGUAUCCAAAUGUACAUAGCGCUAGGUUCUUAAUUUUUCUCUUUUAAAAUGUUUUGCUAAUUUUAAAAUUGAUCAAAUGAGCAACGAGAACAUUGUUAUUUUCCAAUUCACCGUUAAAUAAAUACAAUGUACAGUACAGUACAAUACGGAGUACAAUACAUAUACAUACCUAUUGGUCCUACACUACGUCCAUUUUCCAUUCCCCAAGUGAAAUGAAUCUAUACAAAUUGGCCCGGAGUUAUUUAAUCUUAUUUAAUUAUUGAUAAUAAUUAACAUCUGUGAUCUGUCACCCAUUUCCUGAACCUUCUCUGCUUGACUUGAGGUAUCAUCAUAGGCUAAAUAAGGAAGAAGCUAACAUCUAUAAAUAUGAGUCCAUUCUGAGAUUCUCUAGUCGAUCUCUCUUAGUUUUCACAAACGUAAAUUUCUAUUUUUCCUUUAGCAAACAAAUUAAGAUCUACGUACAAAGGUCGAUCAAGUUGAAGUUGUGUAUUAGAAUAUAAUUGCAAGCUAAGUUGAGUAAUGGUGAAGUCAGAGCUGAAGAAGACCGAAUCUGAAGCAGCGAAACCGAUGUCAUCAUCGUCAUCGUCAUUGUCAUCGUCCUUGUCUCUGUCUUCUUCUUCAUUAAAGAAGAAGUACAAAGGAGUUAGAAUGAGGAGUUGGGGUUCAUGGGUUUCUGAGAUUAGAGCUCCAAAUCAGAAGACUAGAAUUUGGUUGGGUUCCUAUUCUACCCCUGAGGCUGCUGCUAGAGCUUAUGAUGCUGCACUCUUAUGCCUCAAGGGUUCUUCUGCUAAUCUCAACUUUCCUCACUCUUCUUAUUCCACAACAUGUCCUCUUAUCCCUUCUUCUAAUAACCAUACUACUACUACUACUACUACUACUACUACUGUUACCACUGUUAUGUCUCCUAAAUCUAUCCAGAGAGUUGCUGCUGCUGCUGCUGCUGCUGCUGCUACUACUUCUACUACUACUACUUUUACUGAUCAAUUUCACCAUUGUUCUUCCUCUUCAUCAAUCUCACCUUCUCCAUCAAUGUCAUCAUCCCCUUCUCUGUCUUCCUCAUCCCCACCUUUGGGCCAGAUCACUGAUGAUUUAAUCUCUCUAACUCAUCCCUAUCCCAGUUUUAAUGCAGACAUUAACAAUGCUCUUAUGAUGAAUAACAACGAAGAAGAUCCAUGGUCAUGGUUUGAUGUAUCUCCUAAACACGUCGAUCUCAUGUUGAACUCCAUGUUCUUCAAUCCCCCUUCCCUCAAUAUUAUGGAUAUUGAGCAGCUACACGAUGAUGGAGAUAUUCCCCUCUGGAGCUUCCGCUAAUCCAAUCCAAUCCAUCUAUUCAAUUCACAUUUCAAUAUUCUUACUCAUUCAUAAUCCAUCUAUUCAAUUCACAUUUCAACAUUCUUACUCAUUCAUAAUCCAUCUAUUCAGUUCACAUUUCAAUAUUCUUACUCAUUCAUUUCACUGUUCUCGCGGUAGGGGCCUUGAGGACAACACGUACUGACAAUGACAUUCUUAUAAGUUAUCUAUAGUUAUAUACACACACAUUAUAUUUAUAGUUUUAUAUACUGCGGAGUACUCCAUCGAUUUGUAUUUGUUAUAAUCCAUGUAUGUAACUCAUUUAAUUAGCUAGUACUCUGAUCCGAUCAUGUAGUCUUAUUCUUAGCAUAUACAACUAGAAAGAAAACGUUAAUGUUUA